AUCUAUCAUUUAAAGACGAAGGACAAACAUUAAUGGCUGACCUAGAAAUUGUAAACACUUGUCAGUCUUUCCGUUUAUAGUUUUGUUUUCUAUUUGAUUUUAAUUUUUCUUAUUUUAUGACAAAUUUUAUAAUUUAUAUUUUUAAAUGAAAAUGAAUUCCGACGAUUAUAAUUUUGAAAGUGUAUUAGGUAGCGGAACAUUUGGAACGGUACAUUUAGUACGAAGAAAAAGUGACUGGAAACCAUUUGUUAUUAAAGAGCAAAAAUUAAGCGCCACGAAUUUUUUGAGUUUUAAGAUGGCUUUAAUAGAAGUUGAUUCCAUUCGGAAACUGAGGCAUCCUAAUAUUGUUUCUUAUCGUGGAGCUUGGCUGGAAGGUAAACGAAGUUUUAUUUUGAUGGAAUUUGCAAGACAUGGAACUUUAAAGGAUUUAUUGGAGAAACGACAAAUGCCUUUAAAAGAAGAGGAUGCUGUUUAUUUAUUUACUCAGGUAGUUUUAGGAGUCAAUCAUAUUCAUUCGAAAAAUAUUUUACACAGAGAUUUAAAACCAGAAAAUAUUAUGCUCACUGGGCGAAAUGCGGAUGUUGUUAAAAUUGUUGAUUUCGGACUUUCAAAAAAUAAUCAAGAAAGUAUCUUAAGUCAUGCAGGAACUUUUUUUUACAUGGCACCGGAAAUGUUGCAAGGCCAGGUUUAUGAUUUAAAAUGCGAUAUUUGGAGUAUGGGUGUCGUAUUAUAUGAAAUGGUGACAAAAACACUUCCUUUUCCUGCUACGACACUUCCGGAAUUAAUAAAAAUGGUGAUGCUCGAAAAGCCAAAACCUUUUUCAAUAGGCCUAAGUGAAAAUUUGAUUAGUAUGAUUUCAAAAAUGUUAAGAAAAAAAGCAAUUCUACGUCCAUCGACAGAGCUACUUAUUUCAUCACCGUGUUUGAAGAAUAUUGUUGUAAAAAUUUACCUCAACGUCGGUCGUUGCCAUCCUAAUUUAAAAGAUGAGCUUACACCGAAAGUAUUUUUAAACUUUUUAAAACCUAAAUCUGCUACUAUCACAAAAAAAGUUUAAUAUUGCAUUAAUUUAAUUGCAUAAUUUGUAAAAGAGCUUGAAGACGAAAUUUAACUCUUUUUUUUACUCAUUUUAAAACUUUUUAAUAGCUUCUAAGACUUAUAAAUUGUUUAAAAAUUUUUUUUUAAAUUUCAUAUGCUGGUCAUUGUGACAAAUUAUUUAUUAUGUUUUUUUAAUGAAAAUUUUACAAUAUUUUUCAUUAGAAAAAUUACAAAUAUUUUAAUCUACUAAUAAUUUUAUUUAAGAGUCAUUAUUUGAAUUCUAUUUUUUUACCUAAUUUACGAGACUAUUAUAUCUCUGUUUUUAUUAUAUUUGGACAUUAUUAUAUUAGAAAUCUAAUGACAUGGACUCUUUUAUAUGUUUUCAACAAAAAAAAAAAAAAUAAUAAAUAUGAAAUUCUAAGUCACGCAAGGGAAAAGAACAAAUUUAGUUCAACUAUUGUUAAAACGCAUAUUACACUCGGAAAAAUCGAAGAAUGAUUAUAUGUAUAUCUCCCUCUGACACAACAUGUGUCCGUUGAUGGUUCGGAGAAAACAAAGGUUUUCAAAUCGUACAAUGAUAUCGGUUCUAAGGGACCGAUAAACAUCGCAUAGAAUUCAGAAUCAUAGAAUUUGUUUUUAUAUGCCGGGUGAAUAAAAAUUCAUUUAAUUGUGUCAA
Leptopilina boulardi is the source of this 1711-nucleotide messenger RNA. Its product is annotated as serine/threonine-protein kinase nekl-2-like. Gene Ontology annotation, molecular function: ATP binding; protein serine/threonine kinase activity. The transcript is spliced from 6 exons. Gene Ontology annotation, biological process: autophagy; peptidyl-serine phosphorylation. The record is from RefSeq and is a predicted model, not a curated record. The coding region runs from base 146 to 1054 and encodes 302 amino acids. NCBI's taxonomy places the organism in Eukaryota, Metazoa, Arthropoda, Insecta, Hymenoptera, Figitidae. Gene Ontology annotation, cellular component: cytoplasm.